Molecule: messenger RNA, 987 nt
Organism: Desarmillaria tabescens
Lineage: Eukaryota; Fungi; Basidiomycota; Agaricomycetes; Agaricales; Physalacriaceae
Exons: 10
Coding region: 1-987 (328 amino acids)
Biological process (GO): negative regulation of transcription by RNA polymerase II
Cellular component (GO): Sin3-type complex; chromatin
Molecular function (GO): transcription corepressor activity
Source: RefSeq, a predicted model, not a curated record
AUGGCUGGUGAUGCUGUAGCGUCUAAAAUUCAACUGAAUCUGAAGGCCAGCAACGACGGGUCAAGGAAUACGUUCUUCACGAAUACCCACCUUUAUGUUUCGCUGCGACUACUCGAGGUGAUGUAUACGCGUCUUUUAAAGUUCCGAAACAUCUCGAACCAGCUUGCGACGGAGGGGCCACAAAGUAAAGCUCCCCUCAUUGUUACUGGACUUUCACCUCAGGCUACCGCUUUCAUCGAGAGCAUGGGCGAUCCUAAUGCGAAUGCGAGCCACUUUUACGAGUUGAUGCUCGAAUCUUGCGAACGCGUGUUUGAUAACGAAGUGGAGCAGGCAGCGUUUGAGGAACAGAUGCGGCUUAUGUUUGGAGUCAAGAAGAUCUUUACCAACGACAAGCUAAUCGGAUCGAUUAUCAAGCAGGUUCAAGUAAUCCUCGCCGACUCCAAGAGUCAAGAGCUGCUAGAAACUCUGAAGCGAGACCGAAGUAUUCCUUCAUUCACGACGCAAGACUACCUAAAUAGUCAGCAUAACGCUGAAAAGGUGCUUGGGCCGGACGAGAAUCUGUUCCGUAUCGACUGGGCGUACACUAAAUCCUAUGCUCAGACUGGUCCGACCACCGAUGUUCACCAAACGAAGAUCAGGCGACCGUUCCUACGAAAAAAUCUACCGACGACUAUUCCAACCGAAGCAAACAUCAAGACAAGUGACGGCUUGAAGAUCAAAGUGUGCGUUCGUACAUACCGUCUGUUCUUCGUGUCGGAUUCGGAGGAUUAUUUGCCAAUCUUCAUACCCUCUUCUGAUAGUUCGAGACCGUUGACCCAAGCCUACCUUAAGAAAUGGCGCGAGUGGUUGGGGGACAUUGACGUCAGGGAAAAGAGAAAGGAGGAGAACGCGUACCAUGAGAGAGAGAGAGAAAUAAUAAUACAAGAGACGGAAGGACUCCGGCGAGAGGUAGAAGCAGAUAGGCAAGAGACUGAAAGGAGAAGAUAG